AUGGAUAAUAAAAUGUUGCCUCACCACAAGUACAGUUAUAUCCCCAAGCAAAACAAAAAGCUCAUUUAUGAGUACUUGUUCAAAGAGGGAGUUAUCGUCGUUGAGAAGGAUGCCAAGGUCCCUCGACACCCCCACCUUAAUAUGCCCAACCUCCACAUCAUGAUGACACUGAAGUCACUCAAGAGCAGGAACUACGUUGACGAGAAGUACAACUGGAAACAUCAGUACUUUAUAUUGAACAAUGAGGGCAUUGAAUACCUAAGGGAGUUUCUUCACCUGCCUCCAUCGAUCUUUCCCGCUACUCUGUCAAAGAAGGUCGUCAAUCGGGCCCCCAAGAUGGAAGAGGAAUUUUCUAGAGAGUUGAGACAACCAAUGGGAAGGGGUCGAUCAUACGACAAGAGAGCCUUUGAAUAG
Molecule: messenger RNA, 414 nt
Organism: Plasmodium knowlesi strain H
Lineage: Eukaryota; Apicomplexa; Aconoidasida; Haemosporida; Plasmodiidae
Product: 40S ribosomal protein S10, putative
Exons: 3
Coding region: 1-414 (137 amino acids)
Cellular component (GO): cytosolic small ribosomal subunit
Molecular function (GO): structural constituent of ribosome; RNA binding
Source: RefSeq, a predicted model, not a curated record